AUGGGCAUUGCCCGCAAGAUCUAUCGCCUGGGAAGUCAAACAAUCGACGAGAACCAAACAUCAGCUAUUCCGGACGGUGGAGCAGGUACCCGCACCCCUCUUCCGAGGAACGGCUGCCAGCGUCUUCCAAUACCCACCAUUCUUGAAGGCCGCUUCCCGGAUCUUGGCACAAUCCAGUUGCUGCUAGAGGAGUACUUUGAGGCUGUCCAUUGGUUCUCUCUCGUCCUAUACGAGCCAAAGUUCCGCAGACAGCUCCAGUCGAUUGAAGAUGGCUUGGCACAUCCCUCGGAGGCGCCUUUCUUGAUCCUGUUAUCGACAGUGCUCGGUAUGGCAGCAUGGUAUCAGUCCAAAAAGGGUCCUCGUGAUGGGAGCCAAGAAUGGAAGCUAUGGAGCGAUGAUCUACUCAAGAUUGUAGAAACGCGGCUGGUCCAGGUCAUGGAUCAGCGCUCUUUGGCGGCGGUGCAGACCCUCAUCCUAUUGGGGUCUCAUCAUGUGUACCACGGUCGGCCAAAUCUGUCUUUUGCCCUGUUGGGUGCAACCAUCAAGAUGUCUCACGCCUUGGGUCUACAUCGAAGACAAAAGGACGGAUCGUUCGACGACGUUGAGGAGCGUAAGCGGGUAUGGUGGACAAUCUACACAUGGGAUAGAUUCGCCUCGAUCUCGUAUGGACGUCCUCUUAGUAUCAACGACGAAGACUACAAUGUCGACUUGCCAGCCAAGUUCACCGAGUCGCCGUUCUUUGGGGUCGAUGCCGCACACGCACAAGCAACUGGCAUUUGCUACUCGCCGUAUCAGACAGAGCUAACGCAGUUAUACCUCAUCGCAUCACCAGCGCUGAAGAAAAUAUUCGGCUCUCUGUCGGCACGCGCAACACACCAAUACUUCGACUCGGUGCACCGGUCCAUGAUCAGCAACGUGACACAAAGACUGGCAUCGUGGCGCCGCCAUUUGCCGCCGGAUUUAUGCCUGGACCUGAAGCGAGACUACGACCCUCUCGCCACGGGCUGGGGCGUACGGGCGCAUCUUCUUCAAUCUUUGUCCUUGCAGCUGACAUUCGACAACCUGUUGAUCGUGCUGCAUCGGCCAUUUCUGACUCGUCAGUUGGAGAACCUGUCUUUGAGCAGUCCCGGACCCAAUGGCAGCAGCGUCGCAGACAUGAUUUCGCCAUCGGCAAGCCACGCCGGCCCUCAAAGCCUAGCCUCCCACGGCGGCAGUGUCCACUCGCCCCGUGAGAGUCAGGAUUGUUUCGGAGUCGAGCCAACGGCGAUUUCGGAACAAUGGUGGGACGCAGCAGUCAGAACUGCCAGCGUGACGGAACUACCGCAGCUCACCCAACUUGCGACUGAAAGCCACCUCGUGGCAUUUGUGGCCAUGAACAUGUUCAACGCGGCCAUUGUCCUGAUCCUGGUUGCCCUCUCGGACCCUCUUUCCGACCAAGCCCAAGGGAUAAAGAGGCCGAUUACCAAGGUCUUCCGGCUGGAAGAGCUCCUGGGUCAGAGAUCGUCGCUGUCUAGCCAAAGCAGUGCUGUGCUGAAGAAUCUCAUACGUCUGCUCCUUCGACGCGAGAGUGAAGCCAUGAUCGGACCGACCGCCCCCCCGAGCUCGGGCGUCGUGGAUCAUACGGCGGCACCGCAGCCUCCUCUACCCGACGUCGGCCCCUCUUCUGCAGUGUCGGAGCGAGUCUCUCACACCCAGACCGAAUCCUGGCAGAUCCUGUUCCAUACUGACUUGCGCUAG
Colletotrichum higginsianum IMI 349063 is the source of this 1737-nucleotide messenger RNA. RefSeq names its product C6 transcription factor. Gene Ontology annotation, biological process: DNA-templated transcription. Bases 1 to 1737 code for a protein of 578 amino acids. Lineage: Eukaryota; Fungi; Ascomycota; Sordariomycetes; Glomerellales; Glomerellaceae. The transcript has 4 exons. The record is from RefSeq and is a predicted model, not a curated record. Gene Ontology annotation, molecular function: zinc ion binding; DNA binding.